AUGGCUGCUCGAUUCUUUGCAAGGAGAACCCGCAAGGAAGCUUCGACUGCAGCGCAAUGGGAAAAAUCAAUUCUGAAGCACAAGUUUGAAGGACACAACGAUGCGAUUUGGGGUUUCGUAUUCUUGCACGACAACAUCCACAUCGUGAGUGGUUCAUUGGAUGGCACUAUGCGCAAGUGGAACUGCGAUACGGGACUUGUUGUUGGAGAACCAUGGAAAAGUAAGGCGGGAGGCAUCUAUGCACUGGCGCUUUUGCCGGAUGGGAAGAUAAUUGCAUGUGGGAGGGAGGAUGGAAGCGUUCAGCUGUGGAACACCGAUAUUAGGAAGAUGAUCAGAUGGGUUUGGACGGGUCAUAGCAGGGCGGUGCGGUCACUCUCGUGGUCACCCAACGGAAGACAACUUGCUAGCGGGUCCGAUGAUGGAACAAUUCUGAUUCGAAAUGCAGAAAGUGGGGAAGUCGAGGUGGGCCCGAUUGAUGCGAACCAAGGCGGUGUGUGGAGUCUUGCAUAUUCACCUUCGGGUGAGAGAAUUGCAUCAGGCAGGAGGGACUGUACGAUCUGCAUCUGGGACACGAAGGUUCUUGUCGUUGGCCCAAUUAAAGACCUGGAGUUAGAUGUGACUUCAUUGAUGUGGUCGUCAGACAGCACAAAACUUUAUUCCGCAUCCGACAGGUUCGCACGUGUUUUCGACAGCGAAACAGGCGAACUACUCCAUCGCUUUGAGCAUGACCAUGUCCUUUGGUCCAUCGCACUUUCACCCAAACACAAUGUCCUGGCGUGCGUGGGCUUCCAGGGUGCUGCACAGCUAUGGGACACAGAUGUGUCGUUCUCCCAAGACGGGAGCCAUCUAGCAUAUGGUGGAUCUGACAAUAAACUCACUCUAUGGGUGGUCAAAGGCAUGGCUCCGCGGCUUCCAGCAUCCACACUACUUCAACAACCCAAUAGACAAAACACACAACAGGAAACUCGGUCAAGCUCCCCAUCACCAUCAUCAUCGUGCCUCAACGCUGAUGCUACAGGAGGUGGUGGCUUCGUUGAGGAGGCGCACGACGACCCAUACAACAACUUCUUCCAUUCUUCACAGCAAUCUCUUCCAUCGCCAUCCCCUGGCUUCCUUCUACCCCCUUUGUUUCUGGCUCGCCGCCUCUGGAAUGUCAUCUCUCGACGUCACCCAACACCAGACGAGUCCGAGCUCGCAACCAUGAUACUCAAACAGCCAGUAUCAGAAGUGGAAGGUGAACAACAUGAAACUGUUGACGAUUGCGGUUCCGUGCAUAAUUCGCUCAGCGCCACAAAGAAUAAAGGCAAACAGCGAGAUAAUCCUCCCAAAAACGCGCAUAGCCCACCGUCUUAUGAUCGCGCUCUCCCCGCCCACCUCGAUAGCAAAGAGAGCCGAGGCCUCUGGGAACGACUAAUGCAGGCUCGGGGCAAAAGUCUCACUUUCAGUUUCGGACAUUCCAGCACUCGACCUGCAAAUGCGCCCCAACCAAUACUGCGCAAUCCCUGGCACUGGAAUUCCAGUUCAUUUCCCGUAGGAUCUUCCACACGUACCGUCGAUGUCUCUGCUUGUCGUGAUGAAGAUAGAUACGGCAUUACCCCUGAAACCGACGCAGAAGCAGCUGCAGCUAUGCUACGCACGAAUGUCGAUGUGGCCGGCAGUUCAACGCGACCAGGUCAACCUGCAGUGGCGGUGCAGGUUUCUCAAGGACAGCCCACACAAACACAAGCCUCAACAAGUGGGCCAGAAGAAAUUGGACUUUGCGACGUCGUAGCAUACGGUGGAGACCAUGUGGUACUCUUUGGAGACAUAGUUCCCGACCUUACAUUUACCGAUCCACAGCAGGAAACAUGA
This is a messenger RNA of Suillus subaureus, 1851 nucleotides long. RefSeq names its product WD40-repeat-containing domain protein. Gene Ontology annotation, molecular function: protein binding. The record is from RefSeq and is a predicted model, not a curated record. The transcript is spliced from 9 exons. Lineage: Eukaryota; Fungi; Basidiomycota; Agaricomycetes; Boletales; Suillaceae. Bases 1 to 1851 code for a protein of 616 amino acids.